Molecule: messenger RNA, 2542 nt
Organism: Cydia strobilella
Lineage: Eukaryota; Metazoa; Arthropoda; Insecta; Lepidoptera; Tortricidae
Exons: 2
Coding region: 1102-1956 (284 amino acids)
Source: RefSeq, a predicted model, not a curated record
AAAUACUGGUAGUCGGAAACAUGCGUUGCACACGUUAUUAAGUAUAAGGACCAUGUUAUAACCCGCAAGGAUCUAACCCAAGCGGGGUAUGACCUACUCUGGAGUAUCCUGAACGACAUGGCUAGUAACAAUUAUGAAUAAGGAGUAAAAAUUCCCGAUAAAAAAGUUUGAAACCCCCCACUUCUAUGCAUUUAACAUUUUGAAAGACCUUCAUCUACACUAGCGCCCCUAGCGGCGAAAUUAAACGCGGUAGCCCGCUAUGCGUUAAAAAAUGGUUCCGCUCACUUUACUAGCUAUGUUGUAAGGUCUCCCAGUUCUGCUGGCGGUGUAGGCGUCACCAGCAGACUAAACUCGCCUACCUGCGUUUGUCCUGCGCAGUCGAGCGCCGUAAGCGGGGAUGAAGGAGUCCUGGGGGCUGUCGACCGGGGGUCGGGGUCAGUUACCCCCCUAGGCAAUAUGCCCUUUUUGGUCCGGAUUUCAAGCGAAACGGUAGCCCUGUAGCUAGCCACUGCAGGGAAAUGGGGGGUUUUGUACGUUAUCGUGGCCCACGGCAACGACAUGAUUUAUCGUUAUGUUAUGGUAAAGCAGGGGACUAAAACGUAUUGGUUUGUAUGCACGCUUGUAAACCAACAACAAUAUCGUCCGACGAUUUACCGUUAGAUCGUUUCGAUGAUCGAUAUCGGAUUUCGGAUACGACUACGAAGAAGCGAAAUGUAAAAAGGGCCUAUUAAUAUUUUUGUAAAAACGCUCUUACGGUUCACGAUAGCAUAAAAGCGACUGCAUACAGUCUGUGUGAGAUUUAAGUUCCCUACUUUAACGUGACGAUACAUCGUGUUGUUGCCCUAGACGACGGUAUAGGUAAGUGUAAAAACUCCCAAUGGACACGCGUCCCGUAUGGAUGAGGUGAUACGGUCCGCAGGCGAGAUGUGGUGAGGGUGUUGGAGUAAAACACUGGGGCUCAGCCAUGCUGACGGGGCAAGGGCGUGUGGAACCCCUGGGGAAAAUCGGAUCGUUUUCCCCAGCCAUGCGUCUGCAGCUCCCGAUGUCGCGCAGGAGUCCCAACUCAACACAUCUAUACCUCUCUGGUAGUCCUGGUGUCGAAUGACAUCCCCAAAGGUGCGGGCUCCGUGGAGGGUGGGAAGCUCGAGAGGUGAAUUAUUAAGAAGAAAUAUAAUGGAUGAACACAGAUCAGAAAACCCUGAUGCUUCUACAGAAGCAACGAGAUUAAUUAUGGACUCUGAUCCAGGCGUAGGUGAGAGGGCAAAACGGACUUUCAAGUAUCGCACGCCAUCAGAUUUACGCAUUAGACAACAACGCAGAGCCACGCGUGCGGCCACUAUGUUCGUGGUAAUGACAAAUCCCUUUACUGAAUUGACAUUAGAGCAAGCGGAACACAUUAAGGGUACUCUCGAAAGCUGUCUUAUGAAGCUUGCUAACGUUCAGACCGAAGACACGUACUGCCCUUCGUUCCUGGGAACACCACGCUACAGCGAAGGUGUGCUCAAGUUACGCUGCGAGGGCAUGAAAGACGUGGAAUGGCUACAGGACGCUGUAGCCACUAUAACCUCACCAAUCCCGGGCACUGACCUAGUAGUUCAACGCCAAAGGGCCAUCCCAAGAAGACUUAAAUGUGCAGUCUUGCUACCUUUUUGCUCGGACGACACCGAAACGAUCCACAAUAUCCUGAUUACUCAAAACGAGUGGUAUAAAAUCAGCAAGUGGGCUCUCUACAAGGUCGAGCGCACCGAGGACCCUCCAGGUACCUUUUUAGUUAUUGGUAUCCCAUUCGACGAGAUAUCAACGGUGAUGGCAAGGGAGCGUAGGCUCUUGUAUAAAGAGAAGGUCGGUUAUAUCCGCUUUUUUGGGAAAAUGGAAAAGCUCGAGGAUGUCCCACCAGGUGUCUUUAUGUCACGAAUAGAAGCCGGGGCCUCUGAUGGUUUAUCAGCUGAAAAGUAGUGAGAUGGGAGUGAUUAGGGUGCCGGCGCGUUUAUAGCCAAUAAGUUCCGUCAAAAGGUAAGGUAGGUAAGGUAAUAGUAUAUAGAGCGAGUUACAAUGGCGCAACGACCCAUAAUGUGCUUUUGCCUCCGACACGAGUACGCGCCAGUUGUCUCGAUCCUGGGCAAUCUCCUGCCAGUUAUCGGCUUGCAGAUCGCGCAAGUCAGCGCGAUAAUGGUCACCGAGACAGCCAGAUAUGGCGUACCGCAGGCCUAGCACAUCAGUGUCACGAUACUCGCGAUAGUAACCUGCCCGCGAGAGACUUCACGUCCUUCUUCAAUGAAUACAAUUAGAAAAAGGCGGGAUAAUGAUUGUAGUUUUAUUUUUUAUAGUCAAUGUAUUUUGGACCUGUAUGUACAUGUACUGUAAAAUGCGUUACAGAGCCUGUACUUCCAAAGAUUAUAUUUUUUCGAAAUAAUUGUUGUGAUUAUUAAUAAUUGAAGAAGCAUUUCGAACCAUGUAUUAAGUUAUCUACAUUCUAAAUCCUGUAUGUAGCGCACUGCUACUCACUAUUUGUCUAGAAGUAACAGCCAACAUGAUCAUCGUG